AUGAAUUACAUGGGCAUUCAGAGCGGCCUCGAAGCUGUCGUGGCAUCCGGGGGGCGGAGCUGGCUCUUUAACUGUAACAUAACAGUGACCUGCCCGGUUCCCGAUGACUCGCUCAUCUUCGAGCUCUGUCGCACUGGUCAGACCCGUGCUGUCGAAGCGCUUCUGGAGAAGGGAAUGGCAAGCGUAGUAGACACGAGCCCCAAAGGAUGGAAACCACUGCACGUAAGACGCUACUCCUGUGUGGAGAACUUAUUCAAGGAUGCUGAUUUGGCCAGUUUGCCGCCGCAGCAGGUCAUGUCGAGCUUUGCGCUUUGCUGGUCAAGGGAGGGGCAGACAAGUCUGCACUGGUGUAUGAAGGACCUUCUGAUGCGAUCUUGUAGGUCCCCAGUAUCAACUGACAGCACCGCUGCUAACGAAAUUAGAUCGCCCAUAUCGCUUUUCGUUGCAUUUUGUACUGAUGAGCACGCUGAUAUCAAGAUCGCCAUGCUCAGACUCUUCUGCGAAUGCAUUGACAUCGCCGACGCCGACAGUGAUGGCUGGACUGUACACGACUGGCUCAAGAGAGCGUAUGCGAGAGAACGAGUUCCUAUCUCGCGAAACAGUAUCACGUGGCUACUUCACCUUACCGUGAAUGAGGAGUACGUCGAAUUCAGCGCGCGCAAUAUCUGGUCCGCCCUGCAACACGCGAUGAGAUCUGUUCUCAAUCAUUCCCGUCACAACAAGUACAUCCAGCAGAUCCUCGGUCUUUCUCACGAGGAGCGUUCAGGGGUUAGCAAGAGGCACCUGGACGCGAUAGGCUCUUGGCUUGCUCUACGUGCAAGCGGCCGAGUAGUGCUGCCAAUGGUCGUGAACGCCGGCUCGUUCCUGCAGAUGAAGGGCUUUGAUUGGAUGGAGGACAACCUCACACAUAAGCAAUUCCUGCAAGCACUACCGAGUAUCUAUUCAGCUUGGUGCCACGCAGUAUUGGACUGCAUUGAGCAGUUGAAAGUGUAUCUGCGGGAAGAGCUCGAUCGCUAUCUCUGCCAACUUGGUAUGACACGAAGGACCUUCGUCCGUGUGCUGACUCAGGCCAAGCAUAUCCCUCACGGCGCUGGAAAGUCAUCAAGAACUGCAUGCGCCCACUGCGGAGACGACUACGGUUCAUUCGCUGGUGGACUGGUCGAGCCUGCGCGCAUAGCCGUCACAGAAUGCGUCAGGUCCGGUCACAACUCGAACUGUAUCUGCGACACGAUUCAAAAAGGCUCGACGAUAUUAGAAGAGCUUCAGGACUAUACCGGGAUGCUUCAAACGGACGAUACCGACGAUUAUACGCAAUCGGAUGACGAGUUCUUCGACGCACAGCCGCACGUUUUCAACGAUACCGACCUCCAAACCAAUCCUACAUCGAACAUGUUCACCGACAUCGCGACUUUGCUUUACAGCGCUCAAGGCCGCAUCUGGCUCGGUCAACACUCAAUCGGGGAGCGCCUGUGCUCAACCUGUCUGCUACUGAAGGAGAAGUACAUCGGCGAAGAUGGCCUGUCUGCUGACUUUCCACCUAUGCCGAGAAGUUUCGAAGGCCUGCGCGUCAAGUGGUAA
Molecule: messenger RNA, 1578 nt
Organism: Alternaria metachromatica
Lineage: Eukaryota; Fungi; Ascomycota; Dothideomycetes; Pleosporales; Pleosporaceae
Exons: 2
Coding region: 1-1578 (525 amino acids)
Source: RefSeq, a predicted model, not a curated record